UCAAGAUGGCGGACGAUUCACAGACGAGUCAGAACUCUUCGCGGUUUAGUCAGUCAGAUCUCCCUGAAUUGCUGAAUCAAUACUAUAAGAGAUUAUUUCCUUACAAGUAUUUCUUUCAGUGGUUGUCGUAUGGAGGAGUACCCAAGAAUUAUUUUCUCCACCGAGAAUUCUCUUUCACGUUGAAAGAUGACGUUUACUUGCGGUAUCAAUCAUUUGCCGAUCAGCAAGAACUGGAAAAGGAAAUCAUCAAACGAAAUCCAUACAAGAUUGACAUCGGAGCCGUCUUCUCACAUAAGCCAAAGGACCACAAAAUGAUCAAACCUGGAGCUUUUCAGGCUGAAGAGAAGGAGUUAGUAUUUGACAUUGACAUGACAGAUUAUGAUGAAGUUAGGACAUGUUGCAAAGGUGCAGACAUUUGCAAGAAAUGUUGGAAGUUUAUGGUUGUUGCAAUGAAGAUAGUUGAUAGAGCUCUUGAAGAGGAUUUUGGCUUCCAACAUAGACUGUGGGUGUACAGUGGUCGUCGUGGUGUUCACUGUUGGGUGUGUGAUGAAUCUGCACGGAAACUUUCACAGAAUGCGCGUUCUGCUGUUGCAGAGUAUCUCAGUGUCAUCAAGGGUGGUGAAAAUCAACUGAAGAAAGUUAAUCUCCAUUCACCUUACCAUCCAUACAUCAGCAAAUCUUUAGAAAUUCUUGAGGCCCACUUUGUUGACCUUGUAAUUGAAAACCAAGAGGUGUUGUCCUGCAAAGAACAAUGGGAAGGAAUGCUUGCUCUUGUACCUGAUUCUAUUCGAAAUGAACUGAACACAUCAUGGUCAACAACCACAGAGACUUCAAGGGAAAGAUGGGAUGAACUUGAAAUGAAAUUUGACAGUUGUAACGAGAGAAAAGAAGUAAAAGAUGAGAUAAUCUUCCAGUACUGUUUCCCUCGCCUUGAUGUCAAUGUCACCAAAGGACUUAAUCAUUUACUGAAGAGUCCAUUCUGUGUUCAUCCUAAGACAGGUCGUGUCUGUGUACCAAUCAGCAUGGAAGAGGUUGACACCUUUGAUCCAUUUACUGUACCAACAAUAAGUCAACUUUGCGAAGAAAUUGAUCAACAUGAUAAAAAUACACCAGACAUGAUUGAAGAUGAAAAGAAAAAGAUCCCAGCUUUCAAGAAAACCUCCCUGGUAAAGCCUAUUGGUAUUUUCGUGGAAUUUUUGAAGAGCCUUGAAAGUGAAAAUGACAACAGACGGAAAACUUUCAGAAAUGAACAGGAAAAGAAAGGAGAAUGGUGAGAAAGAGGAAAAACAAGAAAGAACAGUUCUACUAAAGCUUUGACCACCACACAAUUAUAAUGACAUUCCAAUAAUUGAUUAUUACAGCAAUGAUCAAUGUAUUCAGGGUCAUCUUGCUACGCAGUGCUGUUUGCCCAUUGUGGAACCUCUUCUCUGUAAAUAAAGAAAGUUCUGAUGUA
Messenger RNA from Pocillopora verrucosa, 1453 nucleotides. Its product is annotated as DNA primase small subunit. Gene Ontology annotation, cellular component: alpha DNA polymerase:primase complex. The record is from RefSeq and is a predicted model, not a curated record. Lineage: Eukaryota; Metazoa; Cnidaria; Anthozoa; Scleractinia; Pocilloporidae. Gene Ontology annotation, biological process: DNA replication, synthesis of primer.